This is a messenger RNA of Tachyglossus aculeatus (Australian echidna), 1365 nucleotides long. It is a transcript of the gene NPFFR1, whose product is annotated as neuropeptide FF receptor 1. The transcript is spliced from 3 exons. Gene Ontology annotation, molecular function: peptide binding; neuropeptide receptor activity. Gene Ontology annotation, biological process: G protein-coupled receptor signaling pathway. The coding region runs from base 1 to 1365 and encodes 454 amino acids. Lineage: Eukaryota; Metazoa; Chordata; Mammalia; Monotremata; Tachyglossidae. The record is from RefSeq and is a predicted model, not a curated record. Gene Ontology annotation, cellular component: membrane.
AUGGAGUCCUGGAUCUCUUUGGCCUACAGGAAGUUUUCCUCAAUCCUAGGUGCCGUCUCCCGCCGUGCCAACGGGAGUUCUCCAGACCUGAGGAACGGGAACGCCGACUGGAUCCCCCCAGGCGCAAACUUCACCUUCUCUUACUACCAGCACUCCCCGCCCGUGGCCGCCGUGUUCAUCUUGGCCUACGUCCUCAUCUUCCUCAUGUGCAUGGUGGGCAACACGCUCGUGUGCUUCGUCGUGCUGAAGAACCGUCAGAUGCGGACGGUCACCAACGUGUUCAUACUCAACCUGGCGGUCAGCGAUCUCUUGGUGGGCAUCUUCUGCAUGCCCACCACCCUGGUGGAUAACCUGAUCACGGGGUGGCCCUUCGACAACGUCACGUGCAAGUUGAGUGGCUUGGUGCAGGGCAUGUCCGUAUCGGCGUCAGUCUUCACCCUCGUGGCUAUUGCAGUGGAAAGGUUCCGCUGUAUCGUGCAUCCCUUCCGGCAGAAACUGACCCCGAGGAAGGCCCUGGUGACCAUCGCGGUCAUCUGGGCCCUGGCCCUGGUCAUCAUGUGCCCUUCGGCCGUCACGCUGACCGUCACUUGGGACGAGCACCACUUCAUGGUGGACGGCCAGAACCGCUCCUACCCGCUCUACUCCUGCUGGGAGGCCUGGCCCAGCAAGGGCAUGCGCAAGAUCUACACCACGGUGCUCUUCUCCCACAUCUACUUGGCCCCGCUCGCGCUCAUCGUCAUCAUGUACGCCCGCGUGGCCCUCAAGCUCUUCAAGUCCUCCGCGCCGGCCCGGGGUCCCCAGCCGGACGCGGCGGCCGCGGAGCGGAGCCGGGUGUCCAGGCGCAAGGCCAAAGUGGUGAACAUGCUGAUCAUCGUGGCCCUGUUCUUCACCCUCUCCUGGCUGCCCCUGUGGUCCCUCUUGCUCCUGACGGACUACGGCCACCUGAGCGAGCGGCAGAUCCACGUGGUCGCGGUCUACAUCUUCCCCUUCGCCCACUGGCUGGCCUUCUUCAACAGCAGCGCCAACCCCGUCAUCUACGGCUACUUCAACGAGAACUUCCGCCGAGGCUUCCAGGAGGCUUUCCGGACCCGGUUCUGCUCUCUGGAGUUGGGGGAGCACAAAAAGACCUAUUCCGAGCGACCCGGGGGACUCCUGCGGGGAGGUGCUCGGAACCGGAUCUUUGUGGAGGUGCGGGCCAGCGACUCCACCCAGCCCACUGAGGCUGGGCCGAGCAGCAAUCCGUCCAAGACAGGGCGGUUCUCCCUGCACAAUGGGCGGGUGGGUCAUCUCAGGCUGGCCCGAGAGGACUUGGAUGGCGAGAGUUGCUCCCACGUGCCCCUGGGCAUUCCAGCUUGGGAUAUCUGA